Messenger RNA from Rhinocladiella mackenziei CBS 650.93, 1728 nucleotides. RefSeq lists its product as uncharacterized. NCBI's taxonomy places the organism in Eukaryota, Fungi, Ascomycota, Eurotiomycetes, Chaetothyriales, Herpotrichiellaceae. The coding region runs from base 1 to 1728 and encodes 575 amino acids. The record is from RefSeq and is a predicted model, not a curated record. The transcript is spliced from 2 exons. Gene Ontology annotation, molecular function: magnesium ion binding; thiamine pyrophosphate binding; carboxy-lyase activity.
AUGGCUACUGGUACUGACAUUCGAACAUCCGAGCUCAGAGAGCCAGUGGAUGUUGCUACUUAUCUCUUUACCAGACUCAAACAAAUAGGAAUCGAUUCGGUCCAUGGUCUGCCCGGAGACUUCAACCUAGUUGCACUUGACUAUCUCGAAGGCUGUGGCCUCAAGUGGGUGGGCAACUGCAAUGAACUCAACGCGGGCUAUGCCGCAGAUGGCUAUGCUCGAAUCAAAGGCAUUUCCGCCGUCAUAACCACUUUCGGUGUUGGGGAAUUGUCUCUCCCAAAUGCCAUUGCCGGAUCUUACGCAGAAUAUGUCCCGGUGGUUCACAUUGUCGGAACACCCAGCACCAUCUCGCAAGCUAACGGCAUGCUCCUUCAUCAUACACUAGGCAACGGCAACUUCCAUAUCUUUGCAAAUAUGGCCAGCCAUAUUGCGGUGGAUGUGGCCAGGUUGACAGAUCCUCGAGACAUCCCUUCGCAGAUUGACCAUGCCCUCCGCGAAUGCUACCUCCGAAGCAGACCGGUUUACCUGACCCUGCCCACAGACGUGGUGAAGAGAAAGGUAGAGGGCGAGAGACUCCAGGCCAAGCUCGAUCUGAGCCCUCACAGAAACGAGCCGGAGAAGGAGGAUUAUGUAGUGGACGUGGUGUUGAAGUACCUGAGAGAUGCCAGAAAUCCUGUCAUUUUGGUCGACAGCUGUGCCAUUCGUCAUCGAGUUCUAGACGAGACACACGAGCUCAUUGAGAAAUCCGGUCUUCCGGUCUUCGUGGCUCCCAUGGGAAAAGGCGCGGUCGACGAAACCACGCCCACCUUUGGUGGUGUUUAUGCCGGCGAUGGAUCCAAUCCCGGAGUACAGGAGCGGGUGGAAAAUGCUGACUUACUCCUGACCAUCGGCAGUGUCAAAUCUGACUUCAAUACCGCGGGAUUCACCUACAGAACCUCACAGCUGAAAACAAUCGACUUCCACAGCACCUACACCCGUGUCCGUUAUUCUGAGUACCCUGGUGUGGGCAUGAAGGGAGUCCUCCGCAAACUCAUUGACCGACUACCGAAACUGAAUAUCGAGCCCGGCCCAUUGGCUCCCCAAAACAAGAUUCCUCUUGAUGAAGACCUCGGUGAUCCCACCAUCACCCACGGUUGGUUCUGGCCCCGAAUGGGUCAGUGGCUGCAAGAGGGUGACAUUGUGCUCACCGAGACGGGAACGUCCAACUAUGGGAUCUUCGACACCCGUUUCCCCAAAAAUGUCACCAACAUCAGCCAGAUUCUAUGGGGAAGUAUCGGUUAUGCCACCGGUUCAUGUCAAGGCGUCGCCCUGGCGGCCAAGGAACUUGGAGGCACACGCAGAACCAUUCUCUUCACGGGAGACGGCAGCUUCCAGCUUACGGCACAAGAAGUAAGCACAAUGAUUCGGCACAAUCUCAACCCGAUCAUCUUCAUCAUCUGCAAUAAUGGCUACACCAUUGAGCGUUUCAUUCAUGGAAUGAGGGCAGGUUACAAUGACAUUCAGAACUGGAGAUACAAAGACCUGAUUCCAGCGUUUGGAGCGAAAGAAGGCACAUACAAGACUUACCAGGUGAAGACCAAAGCCGACGUCAACGCUUUGUUUGAAGACGAGAACUUUUCCAAGGCCCCUUAUCUCCAGUUGGUUGAACUGUACAUUCCGUGGGAUGACUGCCCUUCAGCAUUAAAACUGACCGCAGAGGCGAGCGCAAGGAAUAAUGCGAAGAUGUGA